Molecule: messenger RNA, 2612 nt
Organism: Drosophila yakuba
Lineage: Eukaryota; Metazoa; Arthropoda; Insecta; Diptera; Drosophilidae
Gene: Rab26
Product: ras-related protein Rab-26
Exons: 6
Coding region: 1141-2418 (425 amino acids)
Cellular component (GO): endosome; Golgi apparatus
Molecular function (GO): GTPase activity; GTP binding
Source: RefSeq, a predicted model, not a curated record
AGUUGUAUGUUGGCCGAGGGUUCGCGUGGCGGGGGCGGCAACGACGAUGACAUUAUUUUAUUUAUGCUGUGAUAGUGAAAUAACAACAACACCAAGACCAACAACUGAAAUAACACCCAUUCCCCUAAAAUCAAUCGCAAUAUUUUCGACGAGGGACGCGAAACGCAUGGAGGGUCUUCACUUUUAACGAUGAAAAAAGAAAUUAACCAAAAGCUUUAACCAAAACAUAAAGAAAAACACCAAGCAAAUCGUUGCGAACCGUAUAGAUAAAUUAAUAUUUAAUAAUAGUGAAAACAGCACCAAUUAGCGCAUAACCUAUAAAAUAUUAGUCAAUAUGUUUAGCUAGCUACAAUUUACAUAGAUAAUAUUUAAUUAGUGGCUUCAAACAAAACACCAAGCAACCAAACAACCAUUCAACAAAGGGGAAAACCAAUACCUAGUUCAAUUGAACGGAACGAAAAACUAACGAAUAGCGAUUAGGAAAACUGGCCAACUGAUAAGGCUGGCGAAAAUAUUAAGCUUAUAGCAUAUAGGAAAUAAUAAUAGCAACGGCAACCCACCCCAUCCCCAAGCGAAAGCCCCGAAAAGCGGAUUCAUUCAGUAAAACGUGCCACACAACCGGACGGCAGCGACGUCGACGGCGUCAGCGGCAGCGACGGACAACAGUAAAUGUCAAAGUCAUAAAGAGAAAGCACGGAAACGCCGAUGAGAGAAAGCUCAAAGGAAACGUCAAAACUAUGCGAGGCGAUAAAAGCUAGACAGUUAUUUUGGGAGAAGCAAUGCCAAGUGUCAAAAUCUCAAAGAGAAAUUACGAAAAGAGAGAAACAGCUUAACAAAGAAACCCUCAGGUUAUUUUGCUAACCAGUGGAUCAAACGAAACCGCCAUUAAAAAACGUAUCCUGUCCUGUGGAAUGCUGACACAAGUGUUCGAUAACCUCAGCUUGAAUUCGAAAAAGAGUUCAGAAAAAGAAAAGGGAAAAAAACGUCACAAAAGGAGGUCAUCCAAAUCGUCAGAAGAGAGCUCCUUGAUAAUUUGACACAAUUCAAAGCUAAACCAAUGAGAAAGCCUUAAGUGAAAGCUCAGGAUAAUAGCUUCAGCACAGCUUUUGGCCAAGACACAAUCCACUAAAAUCGAAUCCAAUGGCCAGCACAGCGCUAGCAACGGAUGGCGGUGAAGGUGGUCCAGGGGCAGGAGGAGCGCCGGCAGGAUCAGCGCAUCCCGACGACGCGAGCAGCAUGAGCGACGACGUCUUCGAGGAUGCGGAGACCACCCAGGCCAGGAUCGAGGAGCUGCGUCGCCGGCCCUUCGGCGAUGGCUGCUACAAUCCCCCCGCAGCGCCCGCCUCUGUUUCUGCCUCGAUAACGACGACAACGACGCAGCAGCAACACCAUCACAAUCCCUCGCACCACCACCAACCUUCCCAUCACCAACCAUCCCACCACCAUCACCACCACCACCACAACCAGCAGAGCUUGACGGGUAGCCAUCACUACCACGACGAUGCCAUCAUGGCGCCCGUCCAGCGCUCCGCCACUGGAUAUCCUGGCUAUCGUCCCUCCCGCGAGGCUAUGCAGAUGUAUGCGUACGGAACGGAUGACUACGACGAUGAUGACUAUAAUGAUGGUUGGCGAUCGUAUCGCUACGAUGAAGUGGACAUGCACCCAGCCCCGUCCACCGCCUAUCAGCAGCCCUUCGAUGAUACGGUCAACCACAAGACGAUCCUGCUGGGAGACUCGGGCGUGGGAAAGACCUCCUUCCUGGUCAAAUACAAUACGGGCGAGUUCCGACUGGGUUCCUUUUCCGCCACGGUGGGCAUCGCGCUUACGGUCAUAAUGCUGGGCGAUUCGGGAGUGGGCAAGACCUCCCUUUUGAUCCGUUUCCGCGAUGGUCGAUAUGUGCCGAGUUAUUUCCUCAGCACGGUUGGCAUUGAUUUUAGGAACAAAGUGGUGGUCGUCGAUGGAACGCGCGUCAAGCUGCAAAUCUGGGACACAGCCGGUCAGGAGCGAUUCCGGAGCGUUACCCACGCCUAUUACCGCGACGCGCAUGCUCUGCUGCUGCUAUAUGACGUGACCAACAAGACCACCUACGACAACAUACGCGCCUGGCUGGGCGAGAUCCGGGAGUACGCGCAGGAGGACGUGGUCAUCGUUUUAAUUGGCAACAAGGCCGACUGCAGCGGCAGCGAGCGACAGGUGAAGCGGGAAGACGGGGAGCGUUUGGGGCGGGAGCACAACGUGCCCUUCAUGGAGACCUCGGCCAAGACGGGACUCAAUGUGGAGCUGUCCUUCACAGCGGUGGCCAGGCAACUGAAGAGUCGCGGCUAUGAGCACGGCGAUGAUGGAAAGUUCAAUGUGCAUGAUUUUGUGCGUGACAAUACAAAGGCGCGCUCGGUUUGCGCCCAAUGCAGGAACAUGUAAUUGUCGUUGGCCAACUUGUGGAUGACAGAAGAGCCAUAUCCUCCCGAUCCCGCGCACAAAGAAAACAAUAACCCCGCAGUCCGUUCAGAUGGGAAGUGGGGCACUUGAAGGAAUACAGAAGGAUAAGUUGGCGAUGGCGCAGAGUCGAAAUUCUGCAUUUAUUGAAACCAAACCCAAAACGACAAAAAAGAAAA